Topomyia yanbarensis is the source of this 449-nucleotide messenger RNA. Its product is annotated as ATPase inhibitor mai-2, mitochondrial. Gene Ontology annotation, biological process: negative regulation of ATP-dependent activity. Gene Ontology annotation, molecular function: ATPase inhibitor activity. Lineage: Eukaryota; Metazoa; Arthropoda; Insecta; Diptera; Culicidae. Gene Ontology annotation, cellular component: mitochondrion. The coding region runs from base 130 to 411 and encodes 93 amino acids. The record is from RefSeq and is a predicted model, not a curated record. The transcript is spliced from 2 exons.
CGCAAUAAUUAGCAUUAUUUCAAUGUAUCAUACGUGAGCUCCUUCGCGGUUGAGACGUCAAAUAAUAAUUAUAUAGUUGUAGGAGUCACAAUAAUCAGUCCAGUACACGAAAAACUGUCCGAAGUUCCGAUGUUUUCUAUUCAGCGAAACACAACUCGACUCUACCCAAUCGGAUUAAGAAUCGCAAGAAUGAGCCAGGUUGGUGAUUUAGGAUCAGGCGCUGGCAAAGGAGGCGGCGGUGGCGGUUCCAUCCGGGAAGCUGGCGGAUCUUUUGGUAAAAUGGAAGCAGCCCACGAGGAGGAAUAUUUCUACAAACAACAGCGUGAGCAGCUGCAGAACUUAAAAACUAAGACUGAUACUAAAGGCGCUGACGAACAGGCGAAGGCACAAGCAAGCAGUGGUAAAAAAUAGCUUCGAAACUAAUUGAAAUACAUUAGAUACACAAACAA